GCGGCGGCUGCUGGCUUGCUCAAGGAGGCGCCGCCGCCGCCGGGAUCUCCGAGCUAGGAGCGAACCCCGGAAGGGGGGGAGCGGGCUCCCCCUCGCGAUCGGCGGGGACAGCCAGUCCUGUGGAACGAGGAGGCGGUCCCGGAGGCCCAGCGACGCCCGGGAAGGAGCAGGAGCCGGGCGAAGGGUGGACAUGAGCGACCACCUGAGACCAGCCUCGGACCGCUAGGGGCGGACCCAGCAGCCCCUUCCCCUCUCCUCGGAAUCUCGGAACCUAAGAGGAUGGAGCCAAAUACCUGUAAGACCAGCGAAUCGGAGGAAGACUACGUUGAGGAAGAGGAAUCUGAGGAGGAGUGUGUUCAAGGGGAAGCUACCAUCCCUUCUGACUCUCCUCAGCAGGAACUCUCAAAGGCUGACUAUAAGGAAUUUGGGGAUGGAGUUCCCUUAUCUAUUGUAGCCAAGAAAAUUCCGAAGAAAAUCAUAGCCCCAGCUGACUCAGAUGACUUAGAAGUUGGCAGGAGAAAGAGAAGGCGGAAACGCAGACCCCUGGCCAUCAACCUGACCAACUGCAAGUAUGAGAGCGUGCGUCGGGCAGCCCAAAUGUGUGGCCUGAAGGAGGUGGGGGAGGACGAAGAAUGGACUGUGUACUGGACAGACUGCUCUGUCUCACUGGAACGAGUCAUGGACAUGAAGAGGUUUCAGGUACAACCUCUGGACCCAAGAGCCUAAAGGGGCCAUGGUCCCUGAAUGAG
Leptonychotes weddellii (Weddell seal) is the source of this 749-nucleotide messenger RNA. The record is from RefSeq and is a predicted model, not a curated record. Lineage: Eukaryota; Metazoa; Chordata; Mammalia; Carnivora; Phocidae.